This is a messenger RNA of Thyridium curvatum, 909 nucleotides long. RefSeq lists its product as uncharacterized. The coding region runs from base 1 to 909 and encodes 302 amino acids. Lineage: Eukaryota; Fungi; Ascomycota; Sordariomycetes; Thyridiales; Thyridiaceae. The transcript has 8 exons. Gene Ontology annotation, molecular function: methyltransferase activity. The record is from RefSeq and is a predicted model, not a curated record.
AUGGCCGAGACUGACAACCCUGUCGCCCCUGGCCAGACGGUGCUGCCACCAACGGCUGGUGCGGAGCCCAUCCCCGCCGACGACGACCCCGACUUUGACAACGAUGUGGAUUCCGCCUUCGGUGGGGACGCGAUGAGCUCGACUGCGUCCGUAUCCUCGUCGAUCCUCAAGUACAGGACCAUCCAUGGCAGGACGUACCACAGCGAACAGGGCAAUGCGAAAUACUGGGGAUCUAAUGAUGAGCGCCAGAGCGAGUCGAUGGACAUCCUCGGCCAUCUCAUGACCCUCACCAUGGAUGGCCGGUUGUAUCUGGCUCCCCUACAGCGGGAGAAGCUACAGAAAGUUCUGGACAUCGGUACAGGCACUGGUCUUUGGGCUAUUGACUUUGCGGACCAGUAUCCCAAUUGCGAAGUCAUCGGCACCGACAUCUCGCCGAUUCAGCCUAGCUGGGUUCCGCCGAACCUGAAAUUCGAGAUUGAAGACUGCACACAAGACUGGACCUUCCCCGCCAACUCCUUCGACUAUGUCCAUAUCCGCUACCUCGUCGGCAGCAUCGCCGACUGGCCUGAACUUUUCAAGCAGGCCUACAAGGUCCUCAAGCCGGGUGCCUGGCUCGAGAGCUACGACGGCUCGCCCGUGCUCGAGACCGACGACGACACCCUGGGCGAGAGCAUGGCCAAGUGGGGUACUUUCUUCGUCGAAGGUGAGCAAAAGCUCAAGGAGAUUGGCGCCUUUGGCCACCUCGCCGUCAUGUCCGACACCGAGGGCUUCGUGUUGUUUAUGGCCAACGUGCUCGGCUGGACCAUGGACGAGAUCCAAGUCUACAUCGCCCACCUACGACGCGAGUUCACUAGCGGCAAACACCACCCCUACUUUAGGAUCAAGUGCGUCUGGGCCCGCAAGCCGUGA